Nerophis lumbriciformis (worm pipefish) is the source of this 961-nucleotide messenger RNA. RefSeq names its product transmembrane protein 126A (gene tmem126a). Lineage: Eukaryota; Metazoa; Chordata; Actinopteri; Syngnathiformes; Syngnathidae. Gene Ontology annotation, biological process: mitochondrial respiratory chain complex I assembly. Gene Ontology annotation, cellular component: mitochondrion. The record is from RefSeq and is a predicted model, not a curated record.
AAUACAAAUUUGAUCAAUGAGGUAAUUUACAGUACAAUACUCAAUAAGGAAUGCAUUAGGGAUGUUACUCAACAAGAUGGGCUCCACAUGUACUCCUUACAGACAUAAUUCAGGACUUAAUCACGCGGUGGUCUCGCGUUGAUUUGUGGUGAAAACAUGGUGCGUUGAGGUACAGUUUAACCCACCGGCAAAACCUGGAGGAUGUCUGACCACGACUUGCAGGAGAGCGUGGCUGGUAAGACGCUGUCAAGGUCAGCGAUCGCCCAACUAAUGGGAAGCAAUUUCCACAAACUGCCCGACACCGAGCAGAAAAUCUUCAAGUACGGACCUGUGUACGUGGGCGGGAAUGCCGCUUUGGCGGGACUGCUCGCCAACAGCUUUUACCGCCGAGUCCUGAACGUCACACAGGCGACCAUCGCCUCGAGCCUGCCGAUGGCGGUGCUGCCCUUUAUGUCGACCUACGUCUUCUACAACGCCAUAGUGAGCAGCCCGCUCUUGUCGGGGGAUCUCCAGUGCCCGGGCUGCGUGCUGCUGAGAGGCGCCCUGGCGGCGGUGGUCGGCGGCGGCGUGUACCCCAUCAUCCUGGCCCUGCCCGUCAACGUCGGCCUGGCCACCAGGUACAACACGGCGCCCAUGCCGGAGAAGGGGAACACCCUCCGCUUCUGGAUUGACAUCUCCAGACCCGUGCUGAAGAAGAUGUGGCCGGCUCUGAUCCUCCAGGCCCUCUUUGCUACCUUCCUCAGCUCAAGGACAUUUGAAAGUUACCUCAAACUCUCUAAAGUCGCCUUGGACUCACAAAGAGAGGAACUGCAAAACUGAAAUGUGAGACUUAAUACUUCUAUCGUUUUCCAUACUAGUGUGUUCUAGUCCACAGCUUCCAGACACUCAAAAGGAUCAACACAAAAUAUUUGUAAUUAAAAAUAUAUUCACAGAAAUGACAAAUAAAAUACAUACAAGAUCA